AACGGCAGAACAGCUCCUCAGUCCGUGACAAUGGCUGCUCCGACCAAAAAACGUGACCAGCGAGUUUUCCCACUUUCCAGGGAAGAUGAUCAAAGUUCGUCAAGUAGCGAGGAUAACGAGAAGGAACCGCUGGAAGAAGAGGGAAUGGAAAUUCAAGUAGACUUCGAAGGAAGAUAUCCAGUGGAUCCGGAUUAUCAUGGCAUUAAGACCUUACUACAACAAUUGUUUUUGAAAGCUCAUGUUGAUUUAGGUGGUCUGGCAGAUUUAAUAAUCCGUGAAAACUACGUAGGUUCGGUUGUCAAACAAUCGGCGGAUUUAGAGGAAUCGGACGACGAAGAUACCGAUGUCAACGACGUGUUUGGUAUUACUACAGUAAUUAAUUUAUCUUCUAAACAGAGUUAUCCUUGUAUACAACAACUCAGAGAAUUACUGACGCAAAUGGCAAAGGAACAUGCGACGGACACAGUAGACGCUAUGAUAAAAAAUCUUCUUGAAAACGAGACGGAAGUAUUAGGUUUAUUGAUCAACGAAAGAUUUGUUAAUAUUCCAGCACAGAUAUCCGUGCCACUUUUGGAAAAUUUAAUGUCCGAUAUAAAAAAGGCAAAUAACAAGAAGAUGCCCUUCAAUUUUUCAUAUUAUAUAUUAAUCUGUAAAUUCUAUAAGACAAAAAGACCGGAACUAGUUAAAAAACCAAAAAGUAAAAAGAAAGAUAAUACGUGUGAACCGGCUAUUAUAUGGAGCAAUCCGGAGGAAGAAAUUUUUGCGCAGGAAGCAACGAUAAGCUUUGAAUUUUCAGUCGAGAAAGAAUCGGACAGUGCUGUAUCUGGAACAUGGACCGAGUCUGACAAUGAAAUGACACCUUACAGGAGAGUGCUUCUCUUCGAAGCUUUCAGAUUACAAUCAAUUAUCGACAGAAUAAAAAGUGAAGUACCUUAAUCAAUUUGAAGGACUAACGUUAAUUCGUCUCAUAUUCCUAAGAAAAAGAAAGAACAAACACCUUCCUUUCGUGUAACAAAGGAAGGUAUGCGCUUUCGAAAGUUGGUUUCUUUGACAAUCUAUUGUACAACGAACUACUAUGUUUUACAUGUAAUCAGCUUUUUAUAAUACACCUUUUCGUACUGCUUACUGCAAA
Molecule: messenger RNA, 1132 nt
Organism: Bombus pascuorum
Lineage: Eukaryota; Metazoa; Arthropoda; Insecta; Hymenoptera; Apidae
Product: protein BCCIP homolog
Exons: 3
Coding region: 31-936 (301 amino acids)
Cellular component (GO): nucleus
Source: RefSeq, a predicted model, not a curated record